AUGGGUCGGCCACCCAAGAAAAGGACGCGAACAGACGAUGAGGGGGUCGACCCCCCAGCGCUAUCUGGAGCUGAAGUUUGGCCCAGUCCAGAGGACUCGCAGCAAUCUUCGCUAGUGAUGAGUCCAUACACAGUCAAUUUCUCAGACAUCGAUCAUCUUUGUCCGCAAUUAUACUGGCGGCCUGGUACUGCUACGAACACGAAUUUGCCACAGUCUCAGUCCGCAGACCUAUUGUCGGGGUAUGAAGACCACAACCAUACCUGGAGGCCAGACCGUCUGAAACAGCAGAACCUUCCUGUUCCCGCAUCAUCUUCCCCUUGGCCUGACUUCGCGGCCAUUUCCGAGGCCUCGGCCAUGCCGAUGCCAUACCCCAACCCUCCAACCUUCCCCUCCACGCACUCCCUCCCACUUUCUCCUGCGACCUCCAUUUCCUCUGACUCCACAACGUCUGGGUGUCCGUGUUUAUCAUAUCUCUACUUAUCUCUCAGCCACAUGACAUCAAUCUCCUCCUUCCCCGUCAACUCCCACACUCUAUGCUCGCUCUAUAUCGCUGCACGAACAGCACGAGACGUGAUCCGUUGCCAAAUUUGUCCCAAGGUCUUUUCGACCGGCCUUCAAAAUAUCAUGUUCAUAGGGACUUUAUUAACCGUCGUCGCGGACUCGUGGCUGCGCGUCUCGCAAGUCGACGCGGUCGAACUGGGGAUGCAGUCCGCGCCUCCACACUACGUGUCUGAGGUACUUCAAAGCCCUGACCCAGCACAAGUUUGGAGAUCAUGGCUUAAGGAAGUUGUUCGCCGUGCUGUCAUUGGUGGUGCCGUUGGGCCAGGUGCUAUGAUUCCUUGUUCUGAGCAACCAGAUCUGCUGUCCAUGAUCGUGGAAAUCGAGAAUCGGCAACGCCGCUGGCAUGAACCUGGGCAACAUCCACUCGGACAGUGGAAUUCAACGUCCAUGUCGGACUCGGUUCACUCCCAAGAUCAGGAGGAUUCCGGUGAAAAGGAGUUCUUAUGCCUACGUGUGGUUGGAAGCGCCAGAGAUGUAAUCAAAAGAUUCAACUUUGAUCCUUCAGAAUAUCCCGAGGGGGUUGAGCCGGUCACUGCGACGAACAAAGCGCACGCGUGA
Messenger RNA from Penicillium expansum, 1119 nucleotides. Its product is annotated as Zn(II)2Cys6 transcription factor rglT. The record is from RefSeq and is a predicted model, not a curated record. Bases 1 to 1119 code for a protein of 372 amino acids. NCBI's taxonomy places the organism in Eukaryota, Fungi, Ascomycota, Eurotiomycetes, Eurotiales, Aspergillaceae. The transcript has a single exon.